Molecule: messenger RNA, 885 nt
Organism: Brenthis ino (lesser marbled fritillary)
Lineage: Eukaryota; Metazoa; Arthropoda; Insecta; Lepidoptera; Nymphalidae
Source: the annotation of a GenBank genome assembly
AUGGAUCAAGAAAAGAAAUCGCACUCGUCGCCAUUACAGCCAUCACAGGUAACAAGUCCCAAUGCAUUAAUCGGCCCAGGUUUUAUAAAACCAUUGGAUUUAAAAAGCGACAACAUGCCUCUGAGCUGGAAAAACUGGAUAACGCAGCUAAAAAUUUAUUUACGAGCUAACAACUUGGAACACGAACAAGACAACCGCAAGGUCGCCAUCUUGUUACAUUUUAUAGGCGCCGAAACGCUACAAAUUUUCUACUCGUUCAACGUGUGUAUUGAUACCGUAAAAUUUGAUGCCCUUAUUGAGAAAUUUACACACCACUUUACUCCUCAAGUCAACAUCACCAUGGAACGCCAUAAAUUGUUUAACCGACGUCAGGGAAUAGAAGAAUCCAUUGAUGAUUACGUCACUGACCUAAAGAAUAUAAGCAAAAAAUGUGAAUUCAAAGAAUUAGAAGACUCAAUCCUAAGAGACAUACUUAGUUGGAACCUUACACCUCAAAAUCAGUACAUUAAAGAAAAAAUAUUACUAAAAAAGCCACAUACGUUCGAAGCAGCUAUAAACAUUGCUAAAUGUGCUGAAAUAACAAAAAUACAAGCGAAAACCUUAGAAGAUACAACAUUUGUAGGCCAAAUACAGACAAAUAAACAAAGAAACAGGUCAAGACAUCGCCAACAUCAGCCAAACAUCACCAGACAGUCCAGCCGUUCCAGACAAUAUAGCAGUUCAAGACGGUCAAAUACUACAGAACAACCAAAAUGCAGUCGAUGCGGACAGAUACAUCGUUUCAAAUGUCCAGCCAAAGGAGUCAAGUGUAAUAAGUGUGGUAAAUUUAAUCACUUUGCAGCUGUAUGUCACUCUAAACAGUUAAGCCGGAUGCAACUCCAAGUA